UCAUUUUGCUCCCCUCUUCCCCCCACCCCCUCUCUCUUUCUUUUUCUUCCUCUUAUAUUCUCACAUAGAUCAUCAAAUUCAAAAACCCACAAAAUUAUUCUCUAUUCUUCCAAAUUUCUCCUUACUCGCUCUUCUCCAAGUACCACCUACAACAAUCCCUUCAUUUUCCCCUUCUCUGCUGUUCUCUGGUUUUCUCUGUUUCUCGUGCUCCAAUUGUACCAAUACAGACUCAUAAUAUAGCACAUAUAGAUAUUCAUAUAUUCUCUGCGGGUUUUUUUUUUUUUUUGUUUGUUCUCUGAGGUUGCCAAGAUGAGCGGUGGUGGGUCCAAUGUUCCAAUCCCAAGCAGUGUGAGGAAAAUGAUCCUGAACAUCAAGGAGAUCACGGACAAUCACAGUGAGGAGGAGAUUCACGCAAUGCUCAGAGAAUGUUCUAUGGAUCCCAACGAGACAGCUCAGAAGCUCCUUCUUCAGGAUACAUUUCAUGAGGUCAAACGGAAACGUGACAGGAGAAAAGAGAAUCCAUACAACAAAGAGUCUGCAGAAUCACGAUGGAAGCCAGACAUGCAGGGGCGAGGGGGUAGGAGUGGUCGAGUGAAUGUUGCACCUCGUCACGUGUCACAUGAUACUGGUGAUGGUAGGAAUUCUGGUCCUGGAAAGGAGAAUGGAAUCAAUCAAGCUGCAGAGAAGGCUGCCAUUCAAUCUUUACCAACUUCUCAGGACUCAAAAACUAAAGAUAAAAGUCUGGUAACAAGCUCUGCACCUGUGAUUGCCAAUGGCCCCUCUGGUGGUACUGAAGAAGGCUUAUCUUCUGUUCCUAUUACUAAUUUGGGGACUGCACUGCCUCCUGCUUAUGCAAACAAAAACUCUACCAUUACCUUUGCAACCGGGGACUCGCACGGGCAGCCCUCACCAAGUUCCAGUAACUGCUCAGUGUCAACAACACCAUCCUCUUCAUCUGCAAUCUGUUUCUCAUCCUUGGACCCUGUACUGGUUCCAUCUAAUGAUUCACGGCUCCCAGGUGCUGCGGGUGCAAUUAAACGUGAAGUAGGCAGCAAUCGACCUCCUGGUGAACCAAAUGAAAUUAUCCUUGCUGAGAACAAGUUAAAUGCUGCCUCUGAGUCCGAGAUUGGUAGCUCUUCCAUACAAGGUAAGGUGCUGAGCAAGUCCCGAGGAGCAGCGAAAAAUCAGCUUGCCGAGUCUUCACAACCUUCAUCUACAUUAAAUUAUAGCAGCUCAUUGGUUACUCGACCUUCAUCUAAUUACAACAGCCGGUCACAUCAAAUAAUUGGCCCUCAGAAAGUUGGUUCUAAUAAGGAAUGGAAGCCAAAGCCAACAAAUUUUAAUGUUGUUCAAGGUUCCGGAACAGCUGGUGCAGCUGCUGCAUCUGAGGCUCCUAUUGUUUCCGUUGAAGCUACUGAUCAGACACUGCCUGAAACUUGUGUCCUUGAUGUGGAAGAAGCAACUUCAAAGCUGCAGAAGAAUCUGAAGGAGUUACAUCUUCCACAGCGUCAACUUGUUAUACUUCCAAAUCAUAUCCAUGUCCCUGAAUCUGAAAGGACCAAGUUGAAUUUUGGAAGUUUUGGUAGCUUUGGAGUAACUACAAGUUAUGUCAGUGGUCCUGAGACUGACAAGAGCUCUACAUCUCUUUCUGAAGCUUCAGAGGAUGUUGGAGAAACUGUGGAGGAACAGGCCUCAAGCAAUCAAAAUGCCUUGGCAACUGCUGAGGAGGGAGAUUAUCCUGAUCACCCGCAAUCACCUACAAAUGUACGAGAAAGUUUAUCACCUGGUAAUGAUGUCUCAUCCAAUGCAAUCCAGGAGUAUGAUGAAUCCAAGCAGAAGACUGCAUUGCCGCCUGAAGGCCAUCAAUACCCAGGGGUUCAUACUUCCCCAAACUACAGUUUUGGUUUUGUGCCUCCAAUGUUAGGGACUCAGCUUGCACCGUUCGAAAACUCUGAGUCUCAAGCACGUGAUGUUCCCCGUCUUCCAAGCUUUGUUGGCGGUGUCUUAUCUACAGCAAGUCCAACACCGCUGGUUACUCAGGCUGCGGGGCUCAUGCAAAGCUCAAUGGCUGUGACUCAGCAGCCAGUUCCCGUCUUUCGACCACCUGCUGGGGUUCAUAUAUCCCAUUAUCCUCCAAACUAUAUUCCAUAUACCCACUAUUUUUCUCCAUUCUAUGGUCCACCACAAGCCAUCCACCAAUAUUUGGGCAAUGGCGCAUUUCCUCAGCAGCCUCCUGCUGGCAGUGUAUAUCCAGCUCCACCAGCUGCAGCUGCCACCGGGAUCAAAUAUUCACUUCCACAAUACAAACCGGGACCUAACACGGGAAAUCCAGCACACAUUGGAAUGCCAAGUGGUUAUGGCCCUUAUGGCUCCUCCCCAGCGGGCUAUAAUCCCAAUUCUGCUGCAACUGCUGGAAACUCGACCAGUAAUGAGGAUCUUACUGCGUCCCAGUUCAAGGAGAGUAAUGUAUACAUUAGUGGGCAGCAGAGUGAAGGCUCGGCUGUAUGGGUUUCUGCACCCGGACGAGACAUGUCCAGCAUACCUACCAGUUCAUUUUACAACCUUCCACCUCAGGGACAGCAUGUGACUUUCACCCCAACACAGGCUGGCCAUGGCACCUUUCCUGGUGUCUAUCACCCAGCUCAAGCAGUAACGGCAGCAAUGGUUCACCCACUUCUGCAACAGUCCCAGUCCAUGGCUGGAGCUGUUGAUAUGGCGGGACCCGGCGGUAGUGUUUAUCAGCAGCCUCAACAAGCACAGAUCAAUUGGCCAAGUAACUACUGAAACAUGGGCCAAGUUUUCUUUUUCUUUUUUAUAAACAUAAAAAACAAGAAAUUCAAGUCCAAUCUUAGGAUUUUAUGGGGGAAAUCCAACAAGUUUGGAUGGAGGGACACAUCCAGAAGAUACGAUGUUGACUGGAUUUGAGUAUGAAAUCCAGUAAAGGAGGCUGCAAAGUUAUAGCAGUAGUAUCUUCUGAUUGCUUGGGUUGAGGACAUAAAGGUGCUGUCCACAUGUAACCGAUAUUGACUAUUUUUAAGUUAGUCAAGUUAGUCAUGUGUAGGUCUUCUCUUCUAGCUGCUGCUAUAUGGUUUCACCGUUUCCCCAUAUUGAAUAGUUCCUUUUCCCCUCA
Juglans regia (Persian walnut) is the source of this 3130-nucleotide messenger RNA. RefSeq names its product GBF-interacting protein 1-like. NCBI's taxonomy places the organism in Eukaryota, Viridiplantae, Streptophyta, Magnoliopsida, Fagales, Juglandaceae. The record is from RefSeq and is a predicted model, not a curated record. Bases 310 to 2784 code for a protein of 824 amino acids. The transcript is spliced from 10 exons.